This is a messenger RNA of Vitis riparia (riverbank grape), 3151 nucleotides long. RefSeq lists its product as uncharacterized. Gene Ontology annotation, molecular function: zinc ion binding. The transcript is spliced from 10 exons. The record is from RefSeq and is a predicted model, not a curated record. Lineage: Eukaryota; Viridiplantae; Streptophyta; Magnoliopsida; Vitales; Vitaceae. The coding region runs from base 997 to 2904 and encodes 635 amino acids.
GAAAGUACAACACCACAUAACACAAAAAGCUGCGACAGAAGACGACAGACGAGGACGACGAAGACGACAGACGAGGACGACGAAGACAAAACACGUACGCUCAUCGCAGAGCCUCGCAUUCUUCCCCUUCCCUUUUCUGAUUGCUGGGUACCCAUUUUCUAAAAUCCCUCUAAUUGGUUGCUGGAUCUCAAUCUCAAGUUCUACCAUUCCUACACUGUCAUGAUGGUUUCUGGGAAAAGGGGUGUAUGAACCUAAAAACAUUGUGGGGGACUUCCCAAAAGAGCAUGAUUUGAACCAGCUAAGCCUCUCUUAGGGAGGCUGUGUGCCUGGUUGAAUGAGUUGGUGUCUGAAUUGAGAGGCGGUGGUGUUGCUGUUUUGAAAGACGAGAGAUUUAAACCCAGAAGAGCAUUAGGGGUUUGUGGGAAAAUAAGGAUGUGCAAUAUUGAACAGCAGAAGGUACAACCCAGAGAAGCCUGUGGGUAUGCUUAACAAUUGUAUGGCAUCACUUUCAAUAACACCACUCUUUCUCUUGCCAUCGCAAUUGGUGUAACCUUGUAGAUUAGAGUUAGUAGGUUUUGAGCCAAAAUGUGAGGGACAACCUUGAAUAGCAUUAGGUACUACUCAAAGAAGCACGGAUAUUCACUUAAUUAAUCAUUUAGAGAAGUGCUUAGCAUGGUUUCUGACUGUUUAAUAAGCUCAGUAUGAGUAGCAUUGAUAUUAUCUUGACUGCCAGGGGAUUUAACACAAAAGAGCAUUCCUAUGUUGAACACGCCGUCACCGAGGAGGAUUGUUCUUAGGAAAAGACGAGGUCCUAGAGUGGAGUUGGCUUACUGCUUAGACAAAGCUUGCUGUCUAAUCUGUAAAAACUUGGAGCACACUGUGACUAUUUACUUGAAGAUGAUGGGAAUUAAUGCAAAAGAUCAUUUGGUGUUGCUUUGAAGUUCAUGGUGUACCUUGUUGAGCAAUAUAAGAUAGCAAUAUAUGUGUUGCUAAGAUAUGCUGACAUGGGACAUGGUACCAAGUGAAAAUGAUUCCAUGAUGGGAAAAAGAAAGUUAGAAGAACUUAUUGCCUUGGAAGGGAAGAAGAAAAAGAAGAAGAAGAAGCAAGUUGCAACACCUCGUCCUGCAUGUUCUUGGGUGUAUUUUAGCCGGGAGUUUAUUAGGGAGUAUAGUGCUUCCCAUCCUGAGUCUUCAGGCCUUAAAGCUGCCACAAAGGCUGCCUCAGAUGCUUGGAAAUCUAUGAGCCUUGAGGAGAAAGCAAAAUACACUAAGCGUUCCCGUGAAGUAUGGGAUAACUACUUGACAACAGCUCCCGCCCGUGCCCCCAAACCUAGAAAACAGACUAACCUUGUCACAAGGUGCUCUCCUGGACGGCUAUUCAAUGUCUUACAACGCCUCACACCUGAUCAAAAGGCUGCAGUGAGAAGCAUGGGAUUUGGAAGCCUCCUUGGCCUCAGAUGCAGGACCCUUCGCCGCAGUUUGUGCCUUUGGUUAUUGGAGAGGUUCGACACGGCAAGACGCAGCUUGGAGAUUUGUGGUGAGCGCAUUCCUUUAUCCCCAAAGGAUGUGGAGCUGGUGAUGGGGUUAGCAGCUAGUGGGAAGGAUGUGGUUAAUUCAGGCCCUGAUGACCUAAUUGUAGAAUUACGUAAUAGUUAUAAUGCUACAAAUCAUGGGAUUUCUGUACGUCUUCUCGAGGAGCGAUUGGCGGCUCCAGAAGCAGGAGAGGAAUUUAAGAGAUCAUUUAUCCUUUAUGCAUUGGGCACUGUGUUGUGCCCUACAGCAAGACUAGAUGUUAGUCCUUCAUUCCUCCAUUUCUUGACAAAUAUGGAUACCAUCCAUCAAUACAACUGGGGAAAAUUUUUGCUUGACCGGCUAGUUCGAGAGGUAUCUCGCUUUCAUCAAGGCAAACAACGUGCAGUUGGUGGCUGUCUUUUGUUUCUCCAGCUUUUUUACUAUGAGACUGUUUCUGUGGAAGGACCUGGUUCAUUGGUGCCUGGUCUUGGUCCAUGCUUGUCAUCAUGGGGAGAGGAAGAGAUUACUGAGAGAGAAAAACGAGAAAGAGAGCUUGGUGGUUAUGGUUUUGGAGAGGUGCUUUACAAGGAGAGUUGCCUAGGGACUGAAUCAUCCAGAUGCAGAGCCCAACUAGAUUGUCUGCCAUCAGGCAGAAUGGGUACUAGCUCUGAGCAUGGUCCUGCCCUUGGACAUGAGGGGAACCAGGUUGAGAGAGAUCAAAUGAAUGGAGAAAUCAUUAUGGAUGAGGCAAAUUUGCCAAUUUAUCUUGGGGAUAAGAAUGUAGUAUGUGGAGACAUUGAAGUGGUUGUGGAAUCAGUGAGAAAAGCAUGCCAGAACAAAGAAUAUGGGUGCAAAGAAACAUUGGAUUACAUGAAGAAAAGUGAACAUGAAGAGACUUGCAGCUAUGCACCAUGCACAUGUCCUCUUCUAGAGUGCGACUUUGUUGGCUCAUCUGAACAGUUGUCAUUACACUUCAGCAGUAAACAUUGGGAUUCUGGAAGGCGUUUCAGAUACAAUUGCCCUCAAGCCAUAUCCUUGGGCAUGAAUGAGCAAUUCCUUGUUCUUCAAGCAGAGGAGGAUGGGAUUCUUUUUCUUCUCAACAAGGGGAUUGAAGCAAUUGGAAAUACAAUCAUGAUAACUUGUAUUAAGCCAAGUUCAUCAAAGGAGACGUUCUUGUAUGAUUUAGUAUCAGGAAGAGGAAUCAGCUCUCUUCGGCUAAAAUCAUUUACACAGAAUUUCCCAGGUCGAGUGGAGGGCUUUCCUCCAGUGGAUUUCCUUCUAAUUCCAUUUCGGUUCCUCAAUUCUUCACGGCAGCUCAAUGUAGAGGUUUGUAUAUGGAAUUCAGCAGAACUUGGUGCCGAUUGCCCUGCCCUUGGCUUGGCCAUUUCAUGAGCAUUUGGGGUACAAUUUGACCAAUAAUGGAAUUCUCUUCCACAUGGAAUUCAAUAGAAGUUGGUGCAUUUCUUACCCAUUUCAUUAAGCAUCUAGUGUACAAUAGUGUUCUCUUGUAUAUGGAAUUCAUGCAUGUUUGUCCUGCUCUCUCUCCCUCUUUCUUGUACAUGAAAUUCAACAAAAUUUCUUGCAUGUUGUCCUUUUCUCUCAUUCUCCAUUUUGGAAAUAAAUGUACAUUAUAAACCAU